AUGUUCUUCCAGCAGCUUCCGGCGGCCGAGUCGAGUCCAGACAGGAAGUUCUCUGCUGGGACAGGAAGUGAUCAGCCGCCUGGUCACGACCUCCUGACCUCACGCUUCACCGCCGGAGGUCGAGGCGUCGUAUUGGCGGCUCUGAAACAGCGGUCUCACAGCGCCCCCCGCAGGAGGGAGGUCAAAGUGCAGCUGCUGGAGCCAGGGCCGACCACGACCGGCUCCCAGCAUGCACCUGGUCUGAGGGCCGGCUCCCAGCAUGCACCUGGUCUGAUGGCCGGCUCCCAGGAUGCACCUGGUCUGAGGGCCGGCUCCCAGGAUGCACCUGGUCUGAGGGCCGGCUCCCAGCAUGCACCUGGUCUGAGGGCCGGCUCCCAGGAUGCAGUGGGUGUCCAGGCGGAGGCUGAGCGGUCCUCUGGUCGCCGUGGAGACGCCACCGAUGCAGCAGCUGCAGCAGCCGCGGCCGUAGCUGCAGCCGCUCCUCUCAUCAAGGCUCAGUCAGACAUGGAGGCUCGAGUGUCACAGCUGGCAGACGGCGUUGAGAGACUGCUGCAGGCCGACAGGCAGGCUGACAGGGGGCGGAGCCUGAGCCAGCACACGCUGCAGCACCUGGAGACGCUGCACAGCCAUCAGCUGCAGCUGCAGAGCCAGCUGCUGGAGUCAGCUCUCAGGAUAGUCGCAGGCCACGCCCCCUCUGACCCCGCCAUGACCUCUGACCUCACAGCGUCAGGUCAGCCAGCCUGUCUGCAGGUCACUCACCUGGAUGCUGCAG
This is a messenger RNA of Scomber scombrus (Atlantic mackerel), 772 nucleotides long. RefSeq names its product KIAA0586 ortholog. The record is from RefSeq and is a predicted model, not a curated record. Lineage: Eukaryota; Metazoa; Chordata; Actinopteri; Scombriformes; Scombridae. Gene Ontology annotation, cellular component: centriole; ciliary basal body. Gene Ontology annotation, biological process: smoothened signaling pathway.